Molecule: messenger RNA, 3230 nt
Organism: Seriola aureovittata
Lineage: Eukaryota; Metazoa; Chordata; Actinopteri; Carangiformes; Carangidae
Product: sialic acid-binding Ig-like lectin 5
Exons: 6
Coding region: 1465-2733 (422 amino acids)
Source: RefSeq, a predicted model, not a curated record
AGACACCUACUGUGGCAGGACUACCAUAGAGGUGGUUUGGAGAAAUUUGGCAGGUGUCUGUCUGUCUGUCUGUCUGUCUCACUUUCUUUGGACAGAUUUCUGUCAGAUUUUUUCACAGUUGUGUAGAAAAAUAUUGACAUCAUCUUAAAAUGAGGCUUUACAUGGUCAAACAAAAAAUACCAACCCCCACACACAAGGUUUGCAAAGUUUAAUCAGGACUGGAGUUUGUGUUGUUUUGUAGGUGAGGACGUCAAUGCAGCACAGACAGUGUGGGACUUUGUUUAAAGAUUUACACAUUCCCUGGCAGUGUUAAAACAUUUGAUUUGGGCAAUCUUCCUACAAAGAAUUUACAGAUUAUUUGUAUCAUUUCAUUAAUCUUUGUUGCUUCAGUCUUGAAAAGAAGAAUAUCCUGCACACUGCUCUUGCUCAGCAUCACAGAUUAUUGAUCAUCUUAAUGUUUAAGUCUCUCAUAAAUAGAUAAUGCUCCACUGUAUUUAAGAUGAUGGUUGUAAGGACUGUUUAAAAUACUUCUGCCAAAGAGAAGGAGAUAUUACGCAUAAACAGAAGUGCUUUUUCAGUCACAUUAGAGAAAUGGGAUAAAUGCAUGCAACUUUUUGAGUAAAAUCUGCCGGUUUAAUGUAUUUGUCUUAUUUCUAUAACUAAACUUAUUGUUUCAGGGUAGCAACAUUUUUGUUUUUAAACCGAUACUUGCCUUUUCUGAAGGUUUUUGCCCCACAGUCAUUGGGUUAGGGUAAGUUGUGGGAAUGCCAAAAAAAUAAAAAUAAAAAUUAAAAAAAUGAAAAUAAAAACAAUUUCCUUUUGAAUGUGCAGUGUCCCAAACUUGUAUAUGAUGCAUAAUGUAACACCAUGACAUCAUAACUGUAUUAAAAUGUGGCAAUCUGAGCAGAGGGGCAGUAACAGUCAGUAAAGUGAAGAAAACUUCCUCAAAACGUUUCGCAAACAAGCGAACAAACAGAGUGAAAUCACUCCGCAGAACUUGUUGUGAGGAGAAGAGACCAGAAAGGAGAACAAGACAGAAAGAGGUAAAACACAUUUUAAAGCUGUUUAAAAGCUGUUUAUGACGUAAGAUAAAUAUCUUAUGUCAUAAACAGCUUUUAAACUGUUGAUGGAAGAUGUUGAAAUUAUAAUUCUGUCUACCACCAUCAGGUCUGUUGAACUGUUGUCAAAUGUAUUGUAGUAAUGUUUAUUCAUAUAGCACCUCUAGAACAGAUGUCACACAGGGCUUUACGAUGAAACGUUAGCAACACCCCGCAGUGGGCAAACUUGUUCAAGUAACCACAAAUAGAUGAAUAUGCAGAAAUGUGUAUUUGAAAGUGGACUGACAAAUGUGGAGCUUUCUUUAUUUCAGUUUCAUCAACUGAACUUCCUGCACAUUUACUGUACUUUGUGUAAAGCUUGUCCUGCGGAGAGAGAGGGACUGACCAUCUCAAGUACCAGGUCAGGAUGUUUGUUCUCAUCUGGGUGACCCUGGUUUUCAAUGCUGAUACAGGUGCAUCAGUGGGAGGAAGACAACAAUGUUCAGGCUAUCCAUAUGGAUACUGUAUCACUCUGCCUGAAGGAGAAAUAACAGCUGAGGCCGGACUCUGUGUUGUGAUACCGUGCUCUUUCACUACAAGUUAUAGCUUUACACCCCAAAAGCUAGUUUGGUACAAAUGUGAACCAACUGAAGAAAAGUGUAGUGAUUUAGACAUGAUAUUCCACACUAACAAAAACAACAUAAAAAUUCAGUCUGGGUUUAGAGGGCGAGUUUCACAGUUGGAGCCUGAUGUGAGUCAGAGGAACUGCAGCAUCAUCAUCAAUGACCUGAAGGAGUCAGACUCUGGAUCAUAUCAAUUCAGAGUUAAUGGUCUUCUGUAUGGAACAGCAGAUGGAUUUACAUACUCUCCAAGGGCAACUGUCUCUAUUAAAGCUCUGAGUCAGAAGCCCAAGGUGGUGAUUCCUCUGACAGAGGGACAGCAGACCACACUGACCUGCACUGCUCCUGGUCUCUGCUCUGGAUCUGAUCCUCAAAUCACCUGGACGUGGAGAGGAGCAGGAGAGAAGGACUCCCACAUCACAGGAAACAUCACUGAUUUCAAGACUGAGAGUCUGACCGCUGUCACACAGAGACACAGUUCAACUUUGAGCUUUAACGCUUCAGCUGAACACCACGGCACCAGUGUCACCUGUAAGGUCAGCUUCACAGGAAACGCCGCAACAGAGGAGACAGUGACUCUGAACGUGACCUGGUUUUCAGAGAUCUUAAAAAACUCUAGAUGUGAGGUUCAGUCAGAGCUCCUGACCUGUGUGUGUAUCACUGAGGGGUUUCCUUUACCCACCAUCAAAUGGCCGCUGUUGAAGAACUACACUGAGUACUCAGUCAUUACCACUGUGACAAACCACACAGUCAAAAGCACCAUCAUGCUCACUGUAAAAGAUCAGAGCAACACUGUUGUUGAGUGUGUCAGCAGCAAUGAAAAUGAGGAAGCAAAGAUGAACCUCAACAUCAUAACUUCAGAGAAGCAAGAAGAUCAUCAUGGACUGAGUGUAGUGCCUUUCUUGACCAUUGCUGUUCUGUCUCUCAUUAUGAAUGUCACCUUCAUAAUCUGCUUCGUGUUCCUUUGGAUCUCAAGAAAAAAGGUGAAACCAAACCAGGAGGACAGAACUUAUAUGUCACUGCAGAAAACAGACAGAUCACCUGAAUAUGAUGUUAUUGGCCAGACUCUGAACUGACAAGUGUAAUAGGAGGUGGUACCAAUCUCUGGGUUUUGAGUAAACAGACCGUUCAGUUAAAUCAUAUUUUCAACAUGAGUAAAGUUUUAUGAAUAUAGCAGUUAAAUGUAACUGUAGCUUAUGUUUUGCAUUAUAAAGUAUGAUUCUUUUUAUGUUAUAUAAUUUACAUUUUUUUAUUAUACAAGGAAAGCUGGUGCAUGCAAUAUUUUGCAAUACUUUGCUUCCAUUCAUACACCACACAUCCUCACUCCUGAGAGAUUUCCAGUACAGUCACAGUCAUCCAUUCUAACUGGGAUUUAGUUUGCAGAUAUAAAACAGGCAUUUUAAAGUCAAAUUACAUCAGAUUUUAAAUUUAGUUGUAUCAUGGUAUGAGAGGAAAUUGCGGUUGCACAUUUAUCUUUGAUAAUGUCUGGAAUGAAGACUCUGUACUCUCCCUGAAAAGCAGGGAAUCUUUGAAGUAUGUGUAAUUGCUGGAGUCAAUAAAAGCCAUUAUAAUA